AUGAGCGAUGGUUGCCCUGUGAGUGGUCAGACAAAGAAGAAGUUCGUUUUCCGAGGUAAAUCAAGUACCAACGGCGACCUUCGGGGCGAUUACUUAGAGAUAGUGAUACCGGAGCUACUGUCAGCUGGCUACUCGUUCUACACGUGGCCGUCGGCGCCGCUGCUGGCCUGGUACCUGUGGACGCAGCGGCGGCACCUGCGCGGGCUGCGGGUGCUGGAGCUGGGCUGCGGCACGGCGCUGCCGGGGCUGCUGGCCGCCCGCUGCGGCGCGCGCGUUACGCUGAGCGACAGCGUGGCGCUGCCCCGCUCGCUGCGCCACCUCCACGAGUGCUGCGCGGCCAACGGGCUCACCCCCGGCCGCGACCUGCAGGUGCUCGGCCUCGCCUGGGGCCUCUACCUCGCCGACACCCACUCCCUCCGCCCUCUAGACUUGAUCCUAGCCUCCGAUUGCUUCUAUGAGCCCACGCAAUUCGAGGAAGUCCUUUCAACUGUAGCAUAUUUAAUAGACGGCACUGACGCACGUUUUCUCUGUUCUUACCAGGAAAGAAGUGCUGACUGGUCCAUUGAAGCCUUGUUGAAGAAGUGGGGUCUCAAGGGAGCACUGUUGGACUUGGAUUCACUCAGUGAGAGCUCGGGAGUGGACUACAGGGGACUGAUUGGUGAACGCUCCUUGCAUUUACUUGAAAUAGUUUCUGCCUAG
Messenger RNA from Plutella xylostella (diamondback moth), 699 nucleotides. RefSeq names its product histone-arginine methyltransferase METTL23. Gene Ontology annotation, cellular component: cytoplasm; nucleus. The record is from RefSeq and is a predicted model, not a curated record. NCBI's taxonomy places the organism in Eukaryota, Metazoa, Arthropoda, Insecta, Lepidoptera, Plutellidae.